CCAUCUGGCCCAUGUAUGUAAAUGGUCAGACAGUGGGCAGUGCAGGGGCAGGUUGCCAUUCAUAAAAGGCACCCACCAUUUUGGAUUGUGCGCGCUCCCUGGAAAGCGCGCGGCACCGCGAUCGCUGUACGGGACCUCUGUGUGAGGUCCCGAUCAUGUGGAUCACUGAUUGGCCAAUCAGUGAUCACAUGGAUAGGUGUAAGCAAGGUGUCACUUCUGACAUCAUUGCUUACUACGUGUCAAAUCUGUGAAUGAUCACAGGAGAUCGCAUGGUACAAGGCUAUUCACAACAGCCUUGUACCAUGUGACAAGCUGUGACCAAUCACAUCUCGUACAGUAUUUCUCAAUGGCUGCAAGAAUGCAGCCAGAGAGAAGGAGAAAUUAUUGGUUUUACAGCCUUUAUGGGUGUAAAAGCAAUCACUGUAAAAAAA
Molecule: messenger RNA, 431 nt
Organism: Staurois parvus
Lineage: Eukaryota; Metazoa; Chordata; Amphibia; Anura; Ranidae
Source: the annotation of a GenBank genome assembly